AUGCGUAGUAUCGAUAUAUAUUCGCCCAGCACGGCCACACUGAAGCGCGGGAAAGCCUGUCAGCUGUCAUAAAAUUCCGCAAAACCGAAUUGUACACAAAACGCAAAGUUAAUCAAUUUAACAACGAAAAACUCUUCAAACUUAUCUUCUAAACGCAGUCAGCUAACAACGUUUGACAUUUACGUCGUGAGGUGUUAGAUAUUUCAUCAUCGCACGCAAUCCAAAAGGAGCAGCACAAAAAAAGCCCGCCGCUUGCAGCGUCUGAGAAGAAAAAGUCUGAAAGUCUCGCAGUCUCCCAAAGAACAGUCCCAAAAGUACAGUCAUGGCCAAGGUGCACAUCACCAACGUUGUGGUGCUGGACAACCCCAGCAGCUUCUUCAAUCCCUUCCAGUUCGAGCUGACAUUCGAGUGCAUCGAGGAACUUAAGGAGGAUCUCGAAUGGAAAAUGAUCUACGUGGGCUCGGCCGAGUCCGAGGAGCAUGACCAGGUAUUGGACACCAUCUACGUGGGUCCCGUGCCCGAGGGUCGUCACAUAUUCGUCUUCCAGGCCGAUCCGCCAGAUGUUAGCAAGAUUCCGGAACAAGAUGCCGUCGGCGUCACCAUUGUGCUGCUGACCUGCUCGUAUCGCGGACAGGAGUUUGUGCGCGUCGGCUACUACGUGAACAACGACUAUGGGGAACAGGAGAUGCGCGAGAAUCCGCCAACCAAGCCCCUGUUCGACAAGCUAACGCGCAACAUACUCGCCAGCAAGCCGCGCGUCACCCGCUUCAAGAUCAACUGGGACUACGGCCACACCAAUGGCAAUGGCGUGCCAGAGAACAACGGCCACAGCGAUGAAAUGAUGACUGACGGCCCAUCCACAUCGCAUGCGGCCGAGGCUGGUGCCCAGCAGCAACAGCAGCAGCAGCAGGAUGAUGACAAUAGCCUGGCCAUGCCCAUCGAGAAUGGCAUCAAGGCCCUCAACGAGAACUCAAAUUCCCUGGCAAUGGAAUGUUGAGAGAGAUCUUCUGGCAGUCCAACUGCAACACACACAAAAACACUUUAGAGUGGGCGCAGACUUGAAAGCAACAACUCCCCCCGCCAGCCCGACCUCUCGACCCCUUAAUUAAGUAAUGUAAUUUAAAAGCAAGCGAUUAAAUAUAUAUGUACAC
Messenger RNA from Drosophila obscura, 1151 nucleotides. It is a transcript of the gene asf1, whose product is annotated as histone chaperone asf1. The transcript has a single exon. Gene Ontology annotation, molecular function: histone binding. The coding region runs from base 323 to 997 and encodes 224 amino acids. Gene Ontology annotation, cellular component: nucleus. The record is from RefSeq and is a predicted model, not a curated record. NCBI's taxonomy places the organism in Eukaryota, Metazoa, Arthropoda, Insecta, Diptera, Drosophilidae. Gene Ontology annotation, biological process: DNA replication-dependent chromatin assembly.